AUGGAGUGCUUACCAUCUAGUGCUCCACAACGAGCGGGGGUAGCGGAGGCGGACCUGUCCCUGACGUUGCCACGGGCGGUCUGCGGCAGCUCCGGCGACGACGACGUGGGCGGCAGGAACGUGCGUCGUCGUCUUUACCCCUGUCUUUUCUGCAACAAGACGUUCCUGAAGUCGCAGGCGCUCGGUGGCCACCAGAAUGCUCACAAAAAGGAGCGAAGCACCAGCUGGAACCCCUACGUCUACGACGGCCAGCACGCCGGCACCAUCGCUGAGCCGGCGUUUUCGUCGUCGAUCGUCGACUGCAGCAUCAGUAGCGCUGCCACCUUGUCCAUUCCAUCGCUGUCUCACGGUGGCAGCGCUAUGGUCGCUGAGCCUGUGCUUGCCAGUGACCGUGACGGGAAUGGCAGUGGCACCGCCGUCGUCCCAAACUUUCGAGCGAGAAUGCUCCAAAGGCGGGCUGCUCUAUUCGCACCGGUGAACAUCAGGCCACUAGAGAUGGACAGGGUGGUGGCUGAUGGCACGCUGGCUGGUUGCGAUGGCACGAUCGACAUGCUCAAUUGUGUCAGGGCCUCCACUGCGCCUGUGGCCACCAGCGCCGACACUGCUGACCAGGGUGAGCAUCUGGAUCUCAACCUUGAGCUGAGACUCUAG
This is a messenger RNA of Miscanthus lutarioriparius, 651 nucleotides long. Lineage: Eukaryota; Viridiplantae; Streptophyta; Magnoliopsida; Poales; Poaceae. The record is from the annotation of a GenBank genome assembly.